AUGUUUAUCACUCUUACUGCCGUUCCUGUCCCCACUCCCUCAAAAGCCUCUGCCACUGCUCCUAGCCGUGGCAGUUCAGACCGUACUGAUAGCUCGGAUAGUAUUGCUGAGACAAAACAAAAGACUGUCAAGGUCAAGGGGACUUCGUCCGUCGACGUCGACCGAUCCGCCUCUACCGGACGCUUAAAAACGAUGCGUAACUCUUAUCGCGUGUUGAAAAAUUUGACCCCGAAGCAAAUGGACGACUUCAUGAAUUCUUAUGUUAUCUAUGGGCUAGAUUGGGAGAAUGAGGCGCAGAUGAUUACCACUCUCGGCCCCGACUAUCCUACCGCGGUGCACGAUUGUCUCGUCAGCUACUACAGUGUGUUGAAUCAUCUUUGUGCUUUAGGAGAGGUUGAGAAGAUGUAUAUUCCUCCUGUGAUGAACAUUCAUGCCGGCAUUCUCGACAAUCAGCUUCUUUAUGAGGAGUUUGUUGCACGGGAAAUUGAACUCAAGUCCGGGGACCACGUUCUUGACCUCGGAUGUGGCCGAGGUCGCGUCGCUGCCCACAUGUCCAAAUACACUGGUGCCCAUGUUACCGGUCUCAAUCUCGAUGCCGACCAGCUUGCCAGCGCGCGCACGUUCGCCGCAAAGCGAAAGUUGCCUUUGGAGUUCAUUCAACAAGAUUUCAAUGUCCUGCCCCUCAAGCUCGAAACCGAGAGCUUUGACGCGUUUUAUCAAAUCCAGGCUUUAAGUCUGUGCAAAGACCUUCCCGCCACAUUCCGUGAAAUCUACCGCGUCCUGAAACCGGGAGCCAAGCUUUCUCUGCUGGACUGGGUCAGUUUACCUGCCUAUGAUCCCGGGAAUUCGGAGCAUGCUGAGCUCAUGCGUAGAAUCAAACCCCUGAUCGGCGCUGUUGGUACUCCCACCGUGGAAAAGUUUCAUACAGCGUUGGAGGAGGCCGGAUUCCAUGUGCUCAAGAGUGACAACGCCAGUAUCGAUGGUCUGCAGGCGCCGCUCAUUGAACGCGCAGACGGAUAUUUCCGCCGAUUACAGUCGCUUAUACUUGCACUCGUCAAGCUUCGCGUGCUUCCUCCCCAUUUCAAAACCCUUAUGCUUCGCUUAACGCAGGAUGGUCAAGCGUUCAUCCAGGCGGAUCGGAUGCGACUCAUCACAACAAGUUAUCAUAUCCUUGCAGAGAAACCGCGAUCAUAG
Messenger RNA from Lentinula edodes (shiitake mushroom), 1194 nucleotides. RefSeq names its product methyltransferase domain-containing protein. The transcript is spliced from 2 exons. Lineage: Eukaryota; Fungi; Basidiomycota; Agaricomycetes; Agaricales; Omphalotaceae. Gene Ontology annotation, cellular component: endoplasmic reticulum. Gene Ontology annotation, biological process: ergosterol biosynthetic process. The record is from RefSeq and is a predicted model, not a curated record. The coding region runs from base 1 to 1194 and encodes 397 amino acids. Gene Ontology annotation, molecular function: sterol 24-C-methyltransferase activity.